Molecule: messenger RNA, 2088 nt
Organism: Panonychus citri (citrus red mite)
Lineage: Eukaryota; Metazoa; Arthropoda; Arachnida; Trombidiformes; Tetranychidae
Gene: Hip14
Product: palmitoyltransferase ZDHHC17-like
Exons: 7
Coding region: 164-1885 (573 amino acids)
Biological process (GO): protein palmitoylation
Cellular component (GO): Golgi membrane
Molecular function (GO): protein binding; palmitoyltransferase activity
Source: RefSeq, a predicted model, not a curated record
AUUUCAAUUUUCAUGUUUCCAUUGUAAUUGUGAUUUACUCCCAUCUGGUUGAUUGUUUCCCCUUUUGAUUGUGAUUCUCUUUGACAACAAUUAGUUAAAAGUUCAAUGAAGAAAUUACUACGAUAAUUGAAUCUCUUAUGAUACCAGUUGAUACAGUUGGACAAUGGAUGGUACAGAUUCAUCACCAUCGUUGUUAAUUUUUGAGGCAACACGUUAUGGUGGUUAUGAUAAAGUUAAAGAGAUAAUUGAAUCAGGAUUUGACGUUAAUCAACGAGAUACUGAAAAUGUUACCCUUCUUCAUUGGGCAGCAAUUAAUAAUAGGUCGGAGAUUGUUAAAUAUUUAAUAUUGAAAGGGGCAGUGGUCGAUGCUGUUGGAGGUGAAACCAAGUCAACUCCUCUUCAUUGGGCCACCAGUGUAGGACAUUUGAAAAUGGUUGUGUUGCUCAUGAAACAUGGAGCUGAUCCAACAAUCAUGGACUCAGAGGGUUUUAAUUGUUUACAUCUUGCCGCUCAAUUCGGUAAAACUGGCAUAGUUGCUUAUCUUCUUGCUAAAGGAGUUGAUAUUAAUGUGCCAGACGCAUAUUUCGGUCGAACCGCGUUAAUGUGGGCUGCAUUUCGAACCACAACUCAAGAUCCUACUAGAUUACUAAUAAAUCUUGGGGCUAGUCUCAAUAUAUGUGAUAUUAAAGAGAACAAUACUGCUCUUCAUCUUGCAAUCUAUUCGAGAAAUAGUAAUGCAGUUUCCAAUCUAAUUAACGCUGGAGCCAAUGUUUUCAUUCAAAAUGUUCAUGGUGAUACACCUCAAGAAAUGGCAAGACGAUUAAAUGUCACUUGGUUAGCGAAAAGGAUUGAAGAGGCUGCAGAUGAAAAGAAACUUCCUUCCAAAUCUUGGUAUAUAAGAUUGUACAAAGAAAAGAAAUACAAAAACUAUGCACUCAGUAGUGUACCUUUUUUAAUCUAUUUCGCUUUGGGAACCAUUUUAAAUUCAGAGUUGAUAUAUUUUUGGAAAUCACUAAUCUUUUUCAGUAUGAUCCUUAUUACCUGCAAAUUAAGUCAUCACGAUGAUGUUUGUCACUAUUGGCCCAUCUCAAUUUACCUUGCGACAAAAUUCUGGUUAUAUAUGACAAUUAUUUUUACUCUAAUGUUUUAUAUGCCUCCCUGGUUACUGAUAUUAUGUGUUGGCUUUUCUACCUUAUUAGUCUAUAGUUUUUAUAAAACAUGGAAAAGUGAUCCUGGAAUAAUAUCAAGUAAUCGCGAGGAAAAAUUUAAAACCAUCAUCGAAUUGGCUGAAAGGAGUGACUUUGACUCUGCUUGGUAUUGUUAUACCUGUUUAGUUAAACGGCCUUUGAGAUCUAAACAUUGUACCUUUUGUAAUGUUUGCGUCGCAAGAUUUGAUCAUCAUUGCCCUUGGGUCAAGAACUGUGUCGGUGCCGAUAAUCAUAAAUACUUUGUUUGGUAUUUAAUCUCCGUAGUGAUUAUGUGUGCUAUUUUCAUCUACUCAUCAAUCCUUUUUUGGGAUUCCAACAUUGAUCAAGAGAUCACCGGUUUAUCUUAUGCUGGUGAAAUAUUAAGAGCCAGUGGUUGGGUUAUUCUUGGAUUUUCCUUAUCAUUACUUCAUUUCAUUUGGGUUUCUAGUCUUCUAUUUUGUCAAUUAUAUCAAGUUUGUAUUUUAGGUAUGACUACAAACGAACGGAUGAAAUGCCAUCGAUAUCAUUAUUUCAUCAAAAGCCCUCAAGGAGAUCCAAUCAGUCCUUUCCACUAUGGUAUUACUCGUAACUUAUUUGAAUUCUGUGAUUGGCAUUGUAUUACAUCAUUACGUACACCAAAGUUUGAUUGGAAAAGCAUAUAUACUCUUGAUGAUUUAAAAGAAAUUAAAUUGGUCUAAAUUUUAUUUUAAUUUCAAUAAUCGUAUUAACUUAAAUUUAAACAUUUCUUUUGAGAUUCUCAUUCCAAAAAUUUACAACCAGAAUGUUUCUUUUCCUCAAUUCCUCUUGUAAAUAAGCUAAUUGAAUUUACUCUAAUAUUUAUAGUAACAUUAAAUUCAAUUAUGAAAUUUUGUAAUCACAAGAUUCUCAUGGAAUCAAUUAA